AUGAGUAUGAAGCGUGGCCAGACACCCGACCAAUUGACAAAAGGCAAGUCCAAAGCACAGUCUGACAUUGAGAGUGGCCCUGAGGAGCUGUCAGACAGUGAUGGAUCAGAACCGAGUGAAAACGAUGCUCAACCUCAUUUACCAUCGCAAGCUAAACGUGGCCGCCCACGCAAAAAUAUCAUCAAGGAAGCCGCAAAACGGAUGAGGAAAAAUUAA
Puccinia graminis f. sp. tritici CRL 75-36-700-3 is the source of this 216-nucleotide messenger RNA. RefSeq lists its product as uncharacterized. Bases 1 to 216 code for a protein of 71 amino acids. The record is from RefSeq and is a predicted model, not a curated record. The transcript has a single exon. Lineage: Eukaryota; Fungi; Basidiomycota; Pucciniomycetes; Pucciniales; Pucciniaceae.